CGGGUGUUGGCUGGGGCUGCCAGGCCCGCCCUUUGGGGCAUUAGGGGGCCAGCUCCUUUGGACAAAACACUCCUCCGCGGUAGAUACAGCCUCCCAAGCACACCUGCAGCAAUGCUGCUCGUCAGCAGCAAAUUCACGAGCCCGCUAGCGGCUGCGCGCGGCUCUGCAGGAGCCCCGCGCCUUGCCCUCCGGCCGCCGGGUGGAAGGAUAGGCGGCAGCGGAGGACAUGCCAGCGGGCGUCCUCUACAGCGGCGCCAUCAGCACCAGCAGGUCCGCGCAUUCACAGGCGGCGAGGAGGAGCAGGCGGCCAGCGCCCGCAGCCAGGGCCAUGCCUCCGUCACCUUCAGGGCCUGCCGCCACGUCGGCUUUGGGCAGGUGCUCAAGGUGGUGGGAGGCCCCGACCAGCUGGGCGGCUGGGAUGCAGACAAGGCGCCAGCCAUGGAGUGGAGCGAGGGCGACCAGUGGCUGCUGACGCUGGAGCUGCCUGAGGGGCGCCACGAGUUCAAGAUGGUAGUGGCGCAGGGCGGGCGCAGCGCCCAGUGGGAGGGCGGCGCGAACCGCACGCUGCAGGUUCCCGGGCCCCAGGCCGCCUCCCGCGGCGCCUUCACUGUGGUCUGCGAGUGGGGCAACACCGCUGCCAGCCUGGAGACGGUCCCAGGGGAGGAGCCGGAGGCGGCGCAGGACCUGGGCACAGGCACAGAGUCGGAUGAGUGUGCGCUGCGCCCAGAGGACCUCACCGCCGAGCCAUACUCGCCAACGGGCGACGAGGGCGAGCAUCCGGUGGCUGUGGUGGCCAAGAUGACUGUGGAGCGCCUGCCGCCAGAUGUGGCCAAGAUGACGGUCGAAGCGCUGCCGCCGGUCGCCGAGCCCGCGACACCUCUUGGCGCCACCCAGGCCGCAGCCGCAGAGCCUCCCCAGGUGCCUUCCGGCGAGCAGCCUGCAGCCCCUGCCGAUUCUGCCGCCGCCGCUGCCGGCACUGCUGCCGCCGAUGCGGCUGGGCCCGCGGGCAAGCAGGGCAGGAGGGCUGGCGCCACAGCCGCGCCUCGCGAGUCGCCGCGCGGCCCUGCCGCGGCCUCCGGGAAAAAGCCUGGCAAGGGCAGCUCGGGCAGCGGCAAAAAGGAGAGGGCAGGGCGCAGCAGCGGCGCCAUCAGCAGCAGCAGCACUCCUGGUACUUCUGCUGCCUCUGGCGGCGGCGGCAGCGCUGGCGGCGGCGCUGACCCGCAUGCGCCCGUGCCUAUGGAGGCUGGGGACCCCUCGCAGACCCCGGUGGGCAAGGGCGGCGAUGCGGAGCUGGGCGGGGAGCCCGCCGGCGGCCUCAAGCCCUCCACUGAAGCCGCCGUCAAGAAAGACCUGCAGCAAGCGGCGGCGGCAAAACCCGGCCUCUUUGCUCGCUUGAUGCAGGCGCUCACGGGCAGCAAUGUCGAGGACGAGGAUGAGUACGAUGAGGGCGGCGGCGGCGGUGGCUCCGGCGGCGGCGGCACCGGCACCGGCGGCGGCGGCGGCGCCUCCUCCUCCCCUCCCCCGGCCACAGACAAGGGCUGCGGGCUGCCCCCAGGCCCCUCUGGGCUGCUGGGCGCUUCUGAGGGUGUGUCCUACCUCGUGGUUGGCGGCGUGGUGGCCUGGAGCCUGGCGCGCAAGCUGGGCACCGGCAGCGGCCUGCCUGCCGGCCCGGCGGGCGUGCUUGGCGCGGUGGAGGGCGGCAGCUGGCUGGCGGCGCUGUCUGGGCUGGUGGUGCUGGGCCUUCAGUGGCAGGUAUACGGGUACAUCCCUUCUGCCCUCCCAGACAGCAACUGCUUCGGCGGGCAGGCGGCGGCGGCGGGUGGCUAUGCCACAGCGCAGGCGCCUGCGGCUGGCCAGCGGGCCUUCCCCGUGCUGGUGGCUGUGGACGGCGCCGAGGCUGCCACCCCGGCCUACGGCGGCGCCCUUCGCCUCGGCGCCGCCCACGCCCCGCCCCUGCCCCAGGCCAACCUGCUUUUCUCAAUGGAGGCCGCGCUGAGCCAGUCGGGGAGCAUCAUCGAGGGCGCCGAGACGGCGGCGGCGGCGGUGACGGCGGCGGCCGCCGGGCAGCCGCUGCCCGCGCAGGUGGCGGCGGCGGUGCAGCACCUGCACCAGCGCGCGGUGCAGGCUCAGCAGCUGGCCUCCGCGCUCACCAGCCGCGUGGUGGCGCUGGGCGACCGCGGCGCCGACCAGGCGCCUGCGGCGGCGCCGGCGCCGGCUGCGGCGCCCGCCCCCGAACCGCUCCGCUUCUCGCCGCCCCGCCACAAGCUGCGGGCCGCGCUGAGCUCCGGCUGGGCGGCUGUGGCGGAGAGCGACAAGGUCAGGGCGGUGCUGGAGCCGGUGCCGCUGCCGGCGGUGGCGCGGCAGGCGGCGCAGGCGGCCGGCGGCGCGCUGGAGGCGGUGGGCGCGGCGGCGGAGCGCACGGCGGCGGCGGUGGGGAGGGAGGAGGAGGUGGUGGCGGCGGUUAGCAGGCGCACCGCAGGCGCCGCGCUGUCUGGGGUGCAGCAGCGGGCAGAGGCGCUGCGCGGCGCCGCCGCCGCCGCUCACGGCCGCCUGGUGGCCGCGCUGCCGCCCCAGCUGCGCCAAUGGGCACCGGCGUCGGCGCAGCCGCAGCCGCAGCAGGCACCCGCCCCGGCCGCAGCAGCAGCGGCCACGGCGCCGCCGGCCAAGCCCGCACCCGCCAAGCCCUCGGCAGCCGCCAGCGCGGUUGGGGGCGCGGCUGCCAAGGCCGGCGCUGCAGCGGGCGGCGACAAGGCGCGCCCCGGCGUGCAGCCCAUCAGCGCCAGCAUGUUUGGCAGCGCCGUCAGCGACCUGCGAGAGGGGUUUGUGGGGCUGUGGCAGUCGGCGCUGGACUUUGACCCCGCGCAGGCCGCUGCGGCGCUGGAGGGGCGGCUGCACCAGCAGGCGCCGCCCGCCGCGGCGCCGCCGCCGGCAAAGGCGGAGGCGGCGGUGCCCGCCAAGCCCCUGACGGUGGGUAAGGCAGAGGUGGCUGACAACGCCGCCGUUGAAAACAACUGAGCAAUGAACGCACACGCAGCAUGUGGGUCCCCAGGGCCUGCUUGGCGCAGCACCUGCCGCCGCCUCCUCGCCGCUGGCCGGCGCUGCUGUCAGCCGCGGCAUCUCUUGCACACUGCGGGUGGGUGCCAGGGCUUGGCACCACCAGCAGCAGCAGCAGCACAAUACGCAGCUUUCUACUCAUUCUUCAGCACUGGGCCCAUACCGCCUCCCGCUGCAUUCUUGGUGGGCUUCUCCACCUGCCGGCAUCACUGUCACAGCUCUUCCUCAUGCUGCAGACACCUCCUUGCUUGCCUCGUCCUCAACCCCCCCUUUUCUCCCUCUCUCUCCCCUUGUCCCCCCCAAUUUUUGUGCCCGCACAUCCAGCACAGUACAGUACGCAUUACACAGUCAGCCCGCAUUUGGUUCUCCUUUGAUCAUCCCUGCGCCGCCCAGCUCCUUGCGCUGGCGCCGCGCCAGUUUUCCCAUUUCCCAAUAAAAACACUAAAUACUUAGUGCAAGCAAUCCGUUUCUGUAACCUGUCGGCCAGC
Messenger RNA from Chlorella variabilis, 3542 nucleotides. RefSeq lists its product as hypothetical. The record is from RefSeq and is a predicted model, not a curated record. Bases 112 to 3015 code for a protein of 967 amino acids. The transcript is spliced from 13 exons. Lineage: Eukaryota; Viridiplantae; Chlorophyta; Trebouxiophyceae; Chlorellales; Chlorellaceae. Gene Ontology annotation, molecular function: starch binding.